UCUGCCUUGCGCGAGCUGCGCAGCUUGUGCGGAGAGACCGGCCUCCUGCCGACAUCGUACGAGUUGUCGGGACUUGUCAAGUCCGACGACGAAGAGCCAUGUUCGUCCGGCGGCUUCUCGGACGUCUGGCGGGGCGAACACAACGGCGUGCCGGUCGCUUUGAAAGUUCUCCGAUUGCAUGCAGGAGAUCGUGCCAAAUACAAGCAGGUUUUCUGCAAGGAGGCUGUAGUCUGGAGGCGGCUGUCGCAUCGAAACAUCGUCCCUUUCCUCGGAGUGUCCCCACGACAUCAUCUUUGCAUCGUGUCGGAAUGGAUGGAGCACGGGGACGUGAUGUCCUACCUCGAACGCUUCCCCCAAGCGAAUCGCCUGCAACUUAUCACCGAUGUCGCCCGUGGCUUGGAGUACAUGCACGCUGUUGGUGUCAUACACGGGGAUAUGAAGGGGCGCAAUGUUCUGGUGGACAGCAGCCACCGAGCCCGUCUGAGCGACUUUGGUCUUGCCAUGACGGCGCUCGGGACGCAUUCCCUCGCUCUAUCGUCUGGGGCAUCUUCGAAUUGGGGAACCUUACGAUACAUGGCUCCCGAAUUAUCGGACCCGAGGAUGGAGAUCAAGGUCCUAACGACGAAGACUGACGUGUACGGAUUCGGGAUGACUGCCUGGGAGAUGUACGACGGCAGGAUGCCGUUCUAUCACGUACGGGGCGACUACACGGUGGUUCUUAAAGUUCAGGAGGGCGUGCGACCUUCACGUCCCCUGCAUGCUCGCGAAUUAGGUCUCGAUGACUACCUUUGGGCCUUGAUCGAGGCUUGCUGGCAUGCCGAACCUUCUUUACGACCUUCCGUAUCGACCCUC
This is a messenger RNA of Punctularia strigosozonata HHB-11173 SS5, 852 nucleotides long. Its product is annotated as kinase-like protein. The record is from RefSeq and is a predicted model, not a curated record. Lineage: Eukaryota; Fungi; Basidiomycota; Agaricomycetes; Corticiales; Punctulariaceae. Gene Ontology annotation, biological process: protein phosphorylation. The annotation marks the transcript as partial. The transcript is spliced from 5 exons. Gene Ontology annotation, molecular function: protein kinase activity; ATP binding.